Molecule: messenger RNA, 1362 nt
Organism: Zerene cesonia (dogface butterfly)
Lineage: Eukaryota; Metazoa; Arthropoda; Insecta; Lepidoptera; Pieridae
Product: pancreatic lipase-related protein 2-like
Exons: 7
Coding region: 147-1148 (333 amino acids)
Biological process (GO): lipid metabolic process
Molecular function (GO): triacylglycerol lipase activity
Source: RefSeq, a predicted model, not a curated record
GUGAAAAUGUGGGAGGCCUGGCUGUCGGUCUACGAAUUAGAUUUACCUCCAAAAUGACCGUUUUAUUCAGUUCGAAAAUUUUGAUUUAUUCGUGGAAAGUCGGCUCAAAAAAAUUUGUGAUGUUAUGUUGUUAAAUAACAGUUGGGAUGAUUUUGUUUAUGUGUAUAAUUUGCACAGCGACGGCCAUUCAAUGGGAAGCCCCAGUGCCGUACGAUCCUGUAUGGUAUGCAAGCUUACAAACCUUUGCAGCUGUGCCUUCUUUGAAUGAAACGCGGACUUGGUGGGGAUGGGUGAAUGAACAAGAUGUAAUGUUCAGACUCUUCACUAGACGGAAUCCAUUUGAUUAUCAACUCCUUAAAACGAAUGAUUCAGCGUCAUUACGUAAUUCGAAUUUUAAUUUCGAAAACAAGGUGAAAGUAUUGACACAUGGUUGGUUGAAUCACGGCGACAGCCCUAUGCCUGAAUCUAUUAAAGAAGCCUAUCUUAACGUAAGUGAUAUUAACAUAAUUGUUGUGGAUUGGGGCAAUGCGGCGAACGUAAAUUACAUAUUAGCCAGUUAUAAUGUCGCCAUGGUGGGGCGUUUGCUCACACAGUUCCUAAAUUUUUUAAUUACCGAAGGUGUAUCUAUGGAUGACGUACAUCUUAUAGGGCAUAGUCUGGGUGCUCAUGUCGUUGGAAUCGCUGGUGCGUACGUCAAUCAAGGUCCUAUAGAUACAAUUACAGGAUUAGAUCCAGCUUUACCGCUCUUCACGGUAGGUAAUAAAGACGCUCGUCUCGACAAGCACGAUGCAAGGCACGUGGAGGUGAUUCAUACUUGCGGCGGAUAUCUUGGCUUUGCGUCCCCCCUCGGCCAUAUCGACUUCUACCCUAACGGAGGCACUCGGCAGCCGGGAUGCGGAAUUGAUUACCGCGGACUCUGCGCCCACAACAGAGCUCAUAUGUUCUUCGCGGAAUCGAUCAUAUCAGAUGUGCCGUUUACCGCGGUGCGGUGUCAGGACUAUGACGAGCUGUAUUACCAGGGCUCCUGUGAGGGCACGGGCGAGACUUUGAUAAUGGGCGGCUUCGACAUUCAUUACGGGAAAGAUGGAAUUUACUACCUCAAAACGAACGCCGAACACCCCUACGCAAUACGCGACCCAUUCCCGUGAAAAUUGUAAAGUAUUAAUUCAUCCCAUUGCCAACUUUGACUGUAAAUAAAUUUUUCAUCUACUUUAUUCAAGGCUAAAAAUUUUUAUUCUGUAGCGACAGCAAAUGGGUCGCGGGUCGACUUAAUAAUUUACGUGGCCUGCUUUCAUUUAGAUGAUUAAACCUUCAUCAGCUCUUAAAUUGUACCAAAAAUAACCAGACGCUCAAUUAUUAUUG